AUGAGGCUACACAGUACUGCCGUCGGUUGGCGGAGCCUUCUCCUUCCCACGCUGCUCAUCGGAGCCUGGGCGAAGAAUGACAAGCCGGAUGUCAAGAGCAAUAAGUUCGACUUUAUACCCUACAAUGUGAACUACUUCGACGACUCGGACGUGGUGUUGAUGGAGGACCCCCUUAGCAACGAUGUCUACCGUUCGCAGGACACUGGGGUGACGUGGGAGAAAAUAGACGGGCCCAGUGGCAAGGUGUUGGAGGUUUCCAUGCACCCGUAUGAUAAGAAGCGGGCGUUCAUCCUUACCACCGAGAAGAUACACUAUAAGACAAAUGACCAGGGCAAGACGUGGGAGAAGUUCGAGGCGAAGAUGCUCGCGUCGAUCUUCAGAGAGCCCCUCACCUACCAUGCUGGGGACCCCGAUAGGAUUAUUUUUAAUGCUAUGGACUGUACGGGCAUCUUCUGCGAUGAAGUGACUAUGUACACGAUAGACGGGUUCGCGAAAGGACCAGAGAUUCUUCGUAUUGAUACUUCUGGCUGCCAUUGGGCCAAGUCUUCAGAAGUGUUCACGACUGGGCAGGAGGACUUGGAUAAGAACCGAAUCCUCUGUAUCGUCAAGGGCCGAUUCUCACCAUGGAAGAAGGACUUCCGACUACUGAUAUCGGAUAACUACUUCGAAGAAAGCAAGGGGGCGGUGCAGGAGUUCGAGCCAGAGCUGGAGUCGGGUAGGACUGUGCAGGGCAUUGUCAAUAUGGCGGUUGUGAAACCAUUCCUGAUCGUUGCGGCGAGUGCUGAGAAAACCGACGAGAUGGCUCUGUAUGUUUCGGACGAUGCAGUCAAAUGGCACAGAGCUGUCUUCCCACACGACCACAAGCUUACAGAAGAGGCAUAUACGGUUCUGGAGAGCACGAAUUACAGCAUUCAAAUCGAUGUGAUGAACGGCCGACCUUCGAAUCCUACGGGUGUUUUUCUCAGCAGCAAUUCGAAUGGUACAUUCUUUACACGGAACAUCGAGCACACAAACCGAAAUAGUUAUGGAUUGGUUGACUUUGAGAAAGUCUAUGGUAUCCAGGGAAUCAUACUGGUCAAUAUUGUUGAUAAUUGGGAAGACGUCGAGAAGCAAAACGCCGAGAAGAAAAUCAAGACCAAAAUUAGCUUCGACGACGGAAGGACAUGGGAGGAUCUAAGCUUAACGUCUGACGACAAGAGGGCUGACACUCACGAUUUGCAUCUUCACUCUGUCACGGAUAUUUCGAAUUCUGGACGGGUAUUUUCUAGUCCAAGCCCUGGCCUCGUGAUGGGAAUAGGGAAUAGAGGAGAGCAUUUGAAGGAUUAUGAAGAUGGGAAUCUAUAUGUUUCUGAUGAUGCGGGUUGGACAUGGAGAGAAGCUUUGACUGGACCACAUAAGUAUGAAUUCGGUGACCAAGGUUCCAUCCUUGUUGCCAUGAAAGAAGGGCCUGGCACCGAAGUCCGAUACUCGAUAGACCACGGCAAGAACUGGGACACUGUGGAACUUCCUGAGACAGUCCGUCCUGUUCAGCUCACCACAAUUCCGGAUUCCACGAGUCUCAAGUUCCUUCUCGAGGCCGCUGAUAAAGAUGACCUGAGUCCGUCUGGGUACUUGUUUGUGUUGGACUUUGCUGGCAUGCAUGAAUCCCAAUGCAAGGAUGAUGAUAUGGAGAAAUGGUACGCUAGAAUCGACGACGAUGGCAAGCCGUCAUGCUUGAUGGGCCAGAAACAGUCGUACCUCAGAAGGAAGGCUGGUGCAGACUGCUUUCUCAACAAAGUCUUUGAGGAUCCUGAAGUAAUUUCCGAGAAGUGUCCCUGCACAGAUAUCGACUUCGAAUGCGACUACAACUUUGUGCGCAGCAAGGAUCGCAAAGAGUGUGAAAAGGCUGGUGAUUUGGUAGUCCCAGAAGGUGCCUGUAAAGCAUUUGGCCCAGACGACACAUUCAAGGGCUCUUCUGGAUGGCGUCUCAUUCCUGGAAACAAUUGCGAGAAGCUCCAAGGAGAGAAAUACAAGGAUGACCUAGUUGACAGAAAGUGCGUCGAUGCUAUUGGUGAGCCAGCUUCUGGAAAGCCAGGCGAUGCCUCUAAUGGUCAUGGUGGGAAGAAGUUCUCUCAGAAAAUCUAUCUUGAGAGAACGGGAAUCAGUGAUGGGUCUGACGAGACUGUCAUUAUGCGAACAGAUGCCGGUAUCUUCAUCUCUCAGAAUCACGGGAAACAGUGGCAGCAGAUGUUCAAGGAUCAACCCAUCUAUGCUAUAUAUGCUCAUCCACAUUUCAACGAUAUGGUGUUUUUCAUCACAGGUGACGAAACAGUUUACUAUUCUACCGACCGUGGUAAGAACGUCCGAAAGUUCAAGGCGCCGGACAAGCCAAAUGAGCAAGGCUAUCCAGUUCUUGGCUUUCACCCGAAGAACAAGGACUGGCUCAUCUGGAUGGGUGCGAGGGACUGUCCUGGUCGCAAUUGUCAUACUGUCGCCUCUAUCACGCUCGAUCGCGGCGAUGGAGACUGGAAGACACUCCAGCGCUAUGUCCGAAAGUGCGAAUUUAUCGCGGAGCCCGAGAGUGGUUACCUCGUCCAUCAGCCAACGCCGAAAAUCGACGAAAAGAGCCGAGACAAGCUCAUGUAUUGCGAGGUUCGUGCGAGGGAGAGUAACGACCAGCGGGACAAUCCAUACAAACUGGUAUCUAGUGAUGACUUCUUCAAUGAGCAGCCAACUGAGCAUUUCACUAAUGUGGUCGACUUCGCUUCAAUGUCUGAAUUCAUUGUUGUCGCGACGAAGAAUGAAACUGCGUCGACUUUGAAGGUUGAUACGAGUGUGAACGGCCUAACUUUUGCGGAUGCUAAGUUUCCCUACGGAUUUGAUGUGCCUCAUCAAUCUGGGUACACGGUUCUGGACAGCUCUACACACUCUGUAUUUUUGCACGUCACAAUCAGCAAUGAGGAAGGGCUCGAGUAUGGAUCCAUCAUCAAGAGUAACUCUAAUGGAACUUCAUACACCUUAAGCUUAGACGCAGUCGACAGAGACACCCUCGGUUACGUUGACUUUGAGAAGAUGUUUGGGAUUGAAGGUAUUGCCAUGGUCAAUAUAGUGGCCAAUUACAAGGACAAGAACUUCAAGAAGGAUAGGAAGAAGCUCAAGACCAUGAUCACUCAUAACGAUGGCGCUGAAUGGGCAUAUCUUACGCCACCCAAGGAGGACGCAGAUAAGAAGAAGUACCCUUGCGGCGGCUCUUCGCUCGAGAAGUGCUCUUUGAACAUCCACGGCUACACUGAGCGUUCAGACAAAUCUCACACCUACUCAUCUAAAUCUGCGAUUGGGCUGAUGCUUGGCACUGGAAACGUCGGCGAAUACCUCACCAGCAUGAAAGAUGCCAACACCUUCAUGACUGCCGAUGGAGGAGUCACCUGGAUGGAGGUCAUGAAGGGGUCUUACAUGUGGGAAUUCGGUGACCAGGGAUCGAUCGUCGUUAUUGUGAAGGAGAGAGUUUCCACUAAUGUGGUCCACUACUCUCUCGAUGAGGGUAAGACCUGGACUGAAUACAAGUUUGCUGAGAAGGAAAUCGAAGUCGACGAUCUCACAACUAUGCCGAGCGACAACUCUCGUAACUUCCUUCUCUGGGGUACAGAUGGUAAUGAUUUGGUCACCAUCAACUUGGAUUUCUCUGGCCUCACGGAUGCCCAGUGCAAGCUCAAUGAAGACGAUGUGGAGGCUGAUGACUAUUAUCUGUGGACACCAAAGCACCCGAUGCAAAGCGAUGAUUGUUUAUUUGGACACGUCUCGUCGUAUCACCGCAAGAGAACAGACAAGGCUUGCUACAAUGGCAAGAUGAUCCCCCAUAUACACAACAUAGAGAGAAAUUGCACCUGUACAAGAAGAGACUUUGAGUGUGAUUACAACUUUCAACGACAAAGCGAUGGCUCUUGUGCACUUGUAGAAGGCUUCACUCCUUACGAUCACUCCUUGUACUGCUUGGAAGACGAGAACCGCAUCGAAUAUGACGAGCCAACUGGUUACCGUCGUAUCCCGCUCUCCACCUGUCAAGGCGGCAAGGAAAUGGACAAGAGCAUUCAACACCCCUGCCCGGGCCAUGGGAAGGAGUUCGAGGAGAAGCACGGCGUCUCGAGCGUCGCUCUGUUCUUUGCUAUCGUUUUGCCCUUUGCAGCCGCUGGCGCUAUUGGAUAUUACCUUUGGCAAAAUUACGACAAGCACUUCGGUGCUAUCAGACUUGGAGAACAAUCAUCUCUGGACCAAGCUGCACCAUACAUCAAGUACCCAAUCAUGGCCAUGUCGGCUAUUGCAGCUACCCUAGCAGCCACGUCCUUGCUGUUCGCCAGUCUUUGGCGCUCUGCAGGCUCUGCGUUUGGCACGAGUAGGCCGGCCAGAUUCACGACGAGGGACAGUUUUGCGAGAGGGAGAGGCGACUACGGUGUUGUGGAUAAUGACGAAGGGGAACUACUUGGGGAUGAGAGUGAUGAUGAGGUCUAG
Messenger RNA from Drepanopeziza brunnea f. sp. 'multigermtubi' MB_m1, 4485 nucleotides. RefSeq lists its product as uncharacterized. The record is from RefSeq and is a predicted model, not a curated record. Gene Ontology annotation, biological process: Golgi to endosome transport; Golgi to vacuole transport; protein targeting to vacuole. Gene Ontology annotation, molecular function: protein binding. Lineage: Eukaryota; Fungi; Ascomycota; Leotiomycetes; Helotiales; Drepanopezizaceae. Gene Ontology annotation, cellular component: Golgi apparatus; membrane.